CUCUCCUCUCCAUUUUCUCGGGCAAGGGCCGUGGGGGUCAGCUCGUCAUUACUGGCUGCCCUGGGCUCUUCUUUCUGGAGUCCCUCCACUCUCUUGCCAAUCUGAGUAUUGGGGGCGGGGCCAAGGGCUUGCUUUGAAGCCCCGCCUCGGGCUCUUAUCCAAUCACAGCCCCUCCUUCUGGAGGCUGGGCCGAAGGGUUACACUCCAAGCUGCUAGCUCUGGCACUAGGCUCUCAGCUGGAGAUGAUGUGCUGCUGCUGCUGCUGCUGCUGCUGCUGCUGCUGUCGCCACCACCAGCAACCGCCCCGUGUGCUGGGGCUGUUGCUGCUGCUGCUGCUGCCGCCACCACUUGACCUUGUAUCUCCCCUGGCAGCAGCCACAGCGGGCCCAGGCCGCUGUGACACCAUAUACCAGGGCUUCGCCGAGUGUCUCAUCCGCUUAGGGGACGGCAUGGGCCAUGGAGGCAAGUUGGAGACCGUCUGCAGAUCUUGGAAUGACUUCCACACCUGCGCCUGGAGAGUCCUGUCGGCCUGUCCGGAGGAGGCAGCUGCUGUGUGGGAGUCGCUACAGCAAGAAGCUCGCCGGGCCCCGAACCCAGAUAACUUGCAUGCUCUGUGCGGUGCCCCUGUGCAUGUCCAGGAGCGUGGCGUGGGCCCAGAGACCAACCAGGAGACACUGCGGGCCACAGCACCCGUGCCCACCCCAACGCCCACCCCCGCGCUCUUGGCCACUGCUCUGGCGCUCACCUGCCUCUUGGGGUCUCUGGCCUAGCCAGUGGGUUGGGUAGCUGCGCGUCUGCCUCCAGCCCUGCUCUGGCAGCUACCGUCGGGGCUCUGCGGAGCGUGCUCAGCUUUCAUUAAAGGUAUUUAUAUUUGUGCUAAGCUCCUUCUUUUCUUCCUGUGGCCCCUUGGCUGGGGUGGAGGCCUCCAAAAGCUGAUCCCCAAGACAGGAUGUGCGGGGCUGAAGUCUGCCACAAAGGACUCAAUCUUUCUCCUUACAAACACUCAUUUCCCAGGGGUGGCGCUGAGCUUUCCAUUGCGUUCAGGUCCUGAGAUCUGCUAGAAGACACAGCUUUUCUCUGUCCUCCCGGGCUGACACUCCUAGCCCUGCCUGCUCCUCCUAUCUUGGUCCAUAUGGGCUCUGUGAGGUGGUGGUGCAUUGUGCUCCCACCACCCAGCCAGUCCACCCCCAUCCCCAGGUUCUUCCAGCUUCCAGGCUCCUGACCAUCUCACCUCCUCCUUCCUCUGCUGUACUACCACCUUAGCCUUCAAGACACAGCUCAAACUAAGUGCUCUGUCCUCUCCCUCUCUGGUCCAUCUGAGGGGAGCCUGUUGCAGAAGGUGGGGAGCUUCUACUGGAGGGGAGUCUAAAUUCAGGUUCCUGAGGUGACCUGGAGCUGCAGAAACUGGGCUCACAAUGAGGGUUCCUCUGGCCUCUGCUCUUCACAAGCUUGUUCUUUGAGAAGAGGUGUGCAGUGUGGAGUCAAAACAAUCCCAGAAGGUGUUCUGGAAGCCUGGAAUGAGUCUGUGGUGUGAGGAGCCCCUGCUCAUCCUGAAGGAGAGGAAGAGCAAGAACCAGCAUGGGCAGAAUCCUGAGGGAAGGAGGAGGCCUGAGAGAGGAUGAGAUCCUCUUUUGACCUGUCUUCUACCACCACCACGAGGACCGUGUUCCAAGCCACCACUCCACAACUUGUGUGGGCACUGCCACAGCCUCUUCACCGGCUUCUACUCUCACUUCCUCCACUUUAUUCUCCAUUUUCUAAAUUGAAAAACUGCUCUUGGUGUUAAGCUCCUUCUCAUUGUCUACAAGGCCCUACAUAAGCCAGCUCUGCCCACAGUUUAUUCAGUCCAGUCCUGCAACUCACCUCCAUAGCAGCACAGAGGAGUGACCUACCUCCCCAAGUAGGUCCUUGGAGUCAGGGGAGCCUUCAGAGAAGGAGAGUGGUAUGGUAGGGGGUGAUAGAGGUAAGGAUGAGAAACUUAUAAGUGGUGGAGGAGAAGUGGGG
Molecule: messenger RNA, 2004 nt
Organism: Equus caballus (horse)
Lineage: Eukaryota; Metazoa; Chordata; Mammalia; Perissodactyla; Equidae
Gene: NRN1L
Product: neuritin 1 like
Biological process (GO): nervous system development; neuron projection extension
Cellular component (GO): plasma membrane
Source: RefSeq, a predicted model, not a curated record